Messenger RNA from Molossus molossus (Pallas's mastiff bat), 3680 nucleotides. RefSeq names its product E4F transcription factor 1 (gene E4F1). NCBI's taxonomy places the organism in Eukaryota, Metazoa, Chordata, Mammalia, Chiroptera, Molossidae. Gene Ontology annotation, biological process: regulation of transcription by RNA polymerase II. The record is from RefSeq and is a predicted model, not a curated record. Bases 1203 to 3470 code for a protein of 755 amino acids. The transcript has 13 exons. Gene Ontology annotation, molecular function: RNA polymerase II cis-regulatory region sequence-specific DNA binding; DNA-binding transcription factor activity, RNA polymerase II-specific. Gene Ontology annotation, cellular component: nucleus.
CUUGGGAAGGGGCAGUACCACCAGGGACAGGGCCAACUUGAAGAGGCAUCUCUUUGGAGGUUGCUGUGCACUGAUGAUGGGCAUGCUCAUGGCCUUGUCUCAGUGUCUCAUGUGCUGGGUGUGUCCCCUUCUGUGGCAGGAGUUCCUUCAAAGGCAACACUCUGGUGCCGAGUCAGAUUCAGCAAGUGGGCUGGGAGGGUUAAAAGUGUGCAGACACCUCAGUGCUUGGCUUGUGACUGAAGCAUCUGAAUGGGACUGUCCUCUGUCAGGUGUCCUGUAGUCGAGUCAUGACUGUGAUUUGGCCCUUUGUUUGCUUAUUAAUUCAACAGACAUUGACCUCGUUUCUGUGUGCCAGGCCUGGGUUUGACCUUAAUGUAGGUCAAACCACAUGUGAGGUGGUGCGAACUGGUGGGCUUUAUGGAAGCAGAGGGAACACCUCCCUAUCUCUUUGUAUAAACAGUGGGGUAUCUGGAGUAGACCCUCAGGUUCAGUCCCCAACAGUCACCAGCUGGGCAGCCUUGAAUCUCAAGUUGUUUUUCUAGAGUGGAAGUAGUCAUCUCCAUUUCCCCAGGGGGCUGUCUGCUUGGUGACCUCCACAGUGAGAUACCUGGAGUGUAGUAGGGACUUAGCAGAGGAGCAGGCAGGUCAGUCCAGAUGGUGAGGGCCUCAGGUGCUGUGACCCUAAAGCCCCUCAGAGAAGUUCCACCCUGGGCGCCUUCACCAGAGCAGGGAGGUGUUGCCUGUGGGAACCAAGGAAGCACCAAGCCAGAGUGAGAAAAUAGUGGUUAUGGGUCAGGGUGCCCUCUCUUCUGUGUUUGCCAAGGGCCGGCCUCUUAGCCAGAACCUUGUGGGCACCAGCAUCUCUUCUCCCUCUGCUGUAGUCUUCAUUGGGUCAGCCCGUUUUACAGAUGAGAGAACAGACCCAGAUGUCCCUGAGGUGCCAAGGGCACAUGCAAACCCCAUAAAACCACUAUCCCUAAACUGCGUUGGACAAAUCCUUCUGUCUUCCGACCAUUCUGGGGUACAGUAGCCUCAGUGGAUUCCUGCAGCCUGUGUACAGUCAGGGCCCACCCCUGUCUAAUGCUGCUCUCCUUGAGGUAGGCCCUGCUUCUGCAGACCUCCAGAGGAUGGGGGCUUGCACCUUGGGCCCCUGAGAGUGUUCUUGGCUCCUCAGAGGGCCGGGGAAGGCACCUCUGGUUCUUAUGCCACACUUGGGUAGAUUUGGCCUGGGGCUGGAGGCCCUCCCAAAUCCCACUGACCACAGGCUUAUUACAGAUGAGGACGAUGUGCACAGAUGUGGCCGCUGCCAGGCAGAGUUCACUGCCCUGGAGGACUUUGUUCAACACAAGCUCCAGAAGGUCUGCCAGCGGACUCCCCAGGAGGCCCUGCCUGCCACCCCUGCGGCUGCUGCGCUGCUGGGCCAGGAGGUGGUCCCGGCGGUGGCAAGUCCGGAGGAGCCUAUCACUUUGGCCCACAUUGUUGUGGAGGCAGCUGCUCUGACACCAGACAUCAGCCACACGCCUGAUAUUGUUGGCAGUGGACACAUCAAAGAGGUCAUUGUAGCUGCUGAGGUGGAUCCAGGUGACAGUGAGAUGGCAGAGGCCUCGGACAGCCCUGACCAUCAGGAGCCCAGGCUGGCUGGGCAUGGUGAACAGGCCCAGGUCAAGUUGUUGGUGAAUGAGGACGGCCGCUACGUGUGUGCAUUGUGUCACAAGACCUUCAAGACGGGUAGCAUCCUCAAGGCCCACAUGGUCACCCACAGCAGUCGUAAGGACCAUGAGUGCAAGUUGUGUGGGGCCUCCUUCCGGACCAAGGGCUCACUCAUCCGGCACCACCGGCGGCACACAGAUGAGCGUCCCUAUAAGUGUGCCAAGUGUGGAAAGAGCUUUCGGGAGUCAGGUGCGCUGACCCGGCACCUCAAGUCUCUCACCCCAUGCACUGAAAAAAUCCGAUUUAGCAUGAGCAAGGAUGUCGUUGUUGGCAAAGAGGAUGCACCUGCAGGGUCUGGUGCCUCCACUAUGGGGACUGUUACAUCAUCUUCGGUGAUAGGCGAGCCCAUGGAGACAUCGCCAGUGAUUCAUCUGGUGACAGAUGCCAAGGGCACUGUCAUCCACGAAGUCCAUGUCCAGAUGCAAGAGUUUCCCCUGGGCAUGAAAGCCCUAGCCCCAGAGCCCCCAGCUCCCAAGGAGCUUUCCUGUACCAGUGAGGAUAGUCGGGAGAACCUGCUGCACCAGGCCAUGCAGAACUCUGGCAUUGUUCUUGAGCGGGUCACUGGGGAGGAGGGGGCCCUGGAGCCAGUCCCUCCUACUGCAUCCAGUCCUCAGCACCUGGGUGAUGGUCCCCCGGAACUGCCGCUGCUGGAGGUGGAGCAGGUGGAGACACAGGUGGCCAAUGAGGACUCAGCUGUACCCAGGACCCACCUUUGCCCUCGGUGCAGUGAAACCUUUCCAACAGCAGCCACCCUAGAGGCCCACAAAAGGAGCCAUGCAGGGCCGAAGCUGUUCACGUGUGUGCAGUGUGGCAAGGCCUUCCCCAAGGCCUAUUUGCUCAAGAAGCACCAGGAGGCCCACGUGCAUGAGCGCCGUUUCCGCUGUGGGGACUGCGGGAAACUCUACAAGACCAUUGCUCAUGUUCGUGGCCACCGGCGAGUCCAUUCAGAUGAGCGGCCUUACCCUUGUCCUGAGUGUGGCAAGCGCUAUAAGACCAAGAAUGCCCAGCAGGUGCACUUCCGGACACACCUGGAGGAGAAGCCACACGUGUGUCCAUUUUGCAGCCGAGGCUUCCGGGAGAAGGGCUCGCUGGUGCGGCAUGUUCGGCACCACACUGGCGAGAAGCCCUUCAAAUGCUACAAGUGUGGCCGUGGCUUUGCUGAGCAUGGCACGCUUAACCGGCACCUGCGCACCAAAGGGGGCUGCCUGCUGGAGGUGGAGGAGCUGCUGGUGUCCGAGGAGAGCUCCACAACAGCUGCCACUGUCCUUGAUGAAGACCCACACACUGUGUUGGUUGAGUUCUCAUCUGUGGUGGCUGACACCCAGGAGUACAUCAUUGAGGCCACCUCAGAUGAUGCGGAGACGAGUGAAGCUACAGAGAUCAUCGAGGGCACCCAGACAGAGGUGGACAGCCAUAUCAUGAAGGUGGUGCAGCAGAUUGUACACCAGGCCAGCGCUGGGCACCAAAUCAUUGUGCAGAAUGUGACCAUGGACCAGGAAGCGGGGCUGGGUCCAGAAGCAGCUGCUGCAGACACCAUUACCAUUGCCACCCCUGAGAGCCUGACAGAGCAAGUGGCCAUGACACUGGCUUCAGCCAUCAGCGAGGGCACUGUGCUUACUGCCCGCGCAGGCGCAAAUGGUGCUGAGCAGGCUACUGUGACCAUGGUUUCAUCGGAGGACAUUGAGAUCCUGGAGCAUGCGGGCGAGCUGGUCAUUGCCUCCCCAGAGGGCCAGCUUGAGGUGCAGACUGUCAUUGUUUAGCAUGGGCACCUGUAGGGGUCCCACUGGACUGGGCUGGGUCAAGAGCAAGGACCCUGAGUGCCCUACACACUCCUACCUGGCCUAGUAUGGGAAAGACAGGGCUCAUAAUUCAGAUGUUCAGACACAUGGGAGUGUAAAUAGUUUUUUGUUGCUUUACAAUAAAACAUGAAAACCCACCUCUUGUGAUGUUGCGGCAGUGGCAGCCCUGGC